UAUAUGCAAUAAAUAAAUAAAUAAUAAAAAAACGUACGUAGUAAACAGUAAUACCAAAACGGAAUUCAAUUCUUCUUCUCCGUUAUCUCAUCUCUUCCAUUUCACAGUAACUAGUUUAUCAAGAGUUAAAUCUGCACUGCAGUGUUGCAAACUGAGUAUUCUGUUGGAGAAUGUAUGCAUCCACUUUUUUGACUUGCUUCUAGGCCUGUUUUUUCAUAGAGAAUUAUACUUCCCUUUAGAUUUGAAGCAAAAGCAUGUUUCAUGCGCGCGGUUGUAUUUUGGUUGAAAGACGUGCUGGCUUUUGGUUUCAUAGUUUUAGAUGCAGAAGAUAGCAUUGUGAGCUGAGUUAAAUAAAUAUCAUUGAAAAAGAAGGUAGAAGCUCAAAUUGUGUUUUAAUCUGAAUUCACACUAAUCAGAUGGGCAAGGAAAAUGAGUCACCUGUUAAGAAAGAAGAAGUUAGCGAUGAUGGCUCCUCGAAUGUUGAGAUGAGAGAUUUAGAAUCUCAAUCUCGACUUAGUUUGGAGAGGGAGAUGGGCUUGGCGAGUUGCCGCGUGUGCCAAUGCGCCGAGUCUGAUAAACGAGGAGAUGCUGCCCUAGAAUUUUUGGGCAUCACCCCAGUUAUAGAAAGCAAAGGGGAAGUAAAGUUGGAUGGCAAGGAAAUUCCAAAAGACACUACACCUAAAAAAAACUUUGAAUGCAAACCCGGGAUGAUGGAAUUUGUAGGACCUAACGGGGAGGUUUUUGUAUGUAAGAAUGAUUUGGAAAUUGGUUUGUCUCAUGAAGAUAGGUUAAUUGAACUUGGUUGUUGUUGUAAAAACGACCUUGCUUUAGUACACUAUGCUUGUGCGCUCAAGUGGUUUAUCAAUCAUGGAUCUACAAUUUGUGAAAUAUGUGGACAUAUAGCAAAUAAUAUCAGAAUAGCUGACUUCAACAAGGUUAUUGGUUCCUUAAAAGAAUAUGAAGCACUGAGGGAAAGAACUGUCAAUGGAGAUCUAGGUCCCGCACAAGAUCAUCCAAAUACUGGUGUGGAUCCUGAUGCUGUGGCUGCUAUCCGAAGGCAACGGUUAAGUGAAAUUGCACUAUGGUUUUGUCCUCAUAAUAGCAAUAACUUUAACAACAAUAGCAAUGUGGACUCAGUUUCACAACUUGUUUCUGAACAGCCGUUGAAUUUUAUUGUCGAAGAACCUGAACCCGUACAGAAUACCCGAACUAAGUGGGCUGUAGAAUGUACAGGGAUCUUGCUUGCUACAGGGUUGCUUACCAUCACCCUUGCAUGGCUUAUAGCUCCUCGUGUUGGAAAGAAAACUGCAGGAAGCGGUCUUCAUAUCCUUCUCGGUGGUGUUUGUGCUUUAACAGUGGUGAUUUUUUUCCGCUUUUUUGUGCUUACAAGAAUCAGGUAUGGACCUGCACGUUAUUGGGCAAUAUUAUUUGUUUUCUGGUUUCUUGUCUUUGGAAUAUGGGCUUCACGGACGCACAGUGCUCAUACAACGUGAUCCCUUGGUACAGACUACAAAGCUUUACCAUGUCUGUUUAGUCCUGUCUACCUAUCUUCCCUCGGCCCUUCUGGCCCCUCCUAUCUUUUUUUAACUCUUGUUUUAUUUCCUUGCCAUCUUAAAUUUUGUGAUUAUAGGCAUUCACUAUGAAACUACUUAAGAGUAUAUUUGGUAGAUUAUAAUAUUUGUGCGAUGUAAAAUAACAAGCGUGCGUUCCUUAGCUAGAUUUCAGACCCGAAUUAGUUGUGAACCAUUGGUCAAAUGAGUAGAAUGUAUCACUUGCCAAGGGAACAACCAUCAUGAUACUGUGGCUGGGGUCAGUGGGUUACGGACCAACUACAAUGAUAAAUUUGAUGGCAUUCAAUGAUAUAUGAUAUCCAAUGGAAGGAAACUAAAGUGUAAUUUGAUAAGAGUUAUUUUGAAUAUUGAUAUACGAAUGUACAAAAUUUAUAUCAAUUACAUGGUGAAAAUGAGUGCAAAUCAUGAAUAUUCUCAUCA
Medicago truncatula (barrel medic) is the source of this 1991-nucleotide messenger RNA. RefSeq lists its product as uncharacterized. The coding region runs from base 417 to 1493 and encodes 358 amino acids. The transcript is spliced from 4 exons. NCBI's taxonomy places the organism in Eukaryota, Viridiplantae, Streptophyta, Magnoliopsida, Fabales, Fabaceae. Gene Ontology annotation, molecular function: zinc ion binding. The record is from RefSeq and is a predicted model, not a curated record.